ACACUCAUUUUAGCCAGUGUCCAGGCUAUCAGCAGAGAAAGACAGGUGGGCAGCAUGGCUCCGGGCGAAAAGGAAAGCGGGGAGGGCCCAGCCAAGAGCGCCCUCCGGAAGAUACGCACAGCCACCCUGGUCAUCAGCUUGGCCCGAGGUUGGCAGCAGUGGGCGAAUGAGAACAGCAUCAGGCAGGCCCAGGAGCCUACAGGCUGGCUGCCGGGAGGGACCCAGGACUCACCUCAAGCUCCUAAACCAAUCACACCCCCUACUUCACACCAGAAAGCUCAGAGUGCCCCAAAGUCGCCACCCCGCCUGCCAGAAGGACAUGGAGAUGGACAAAGCUCAGAGAAAGCCCCUGAGGUUUCUCACAUCAAAAAGAAAGAGGUGUCCAAAACGGUGGUCAGCAAGACUUAUGAGAGAGGAGGGGACGUGAGCCACCUCAGCCACAGGUACGAGAGGGAUGCUGGUGUGCUUGAACCUGGGCAGCCAGAGAAUGACAUUGACAGAAUCCUCCACAGCCACGGCUCCCCAACGCGGAGGAGAAAAUGUGCCAACCUGGUGUCUGAGCUAACCAAGGGCUGGAGAGUGAUGGAGCAGGAGGAGCCCACAUGGAGGAGUGACAGCGUAGACACAGAGGACAGCGGCUAUGGAGGAGAGGCUGAGGAGAGGCCCGAGCAGGAUGGAGUGCAGGUGGCUGUGGUCAGGAUCAAGCGCCCCUUGCCCUCCCAGGUAAACAGAUUUACAGAGAAACUCAACUGCAAAGCCCAACAGAAAUAUAGCCCAGUGGGCAACUUGAAAGGGAGAUGGCAGCAGUGGGCUGAUGAACACAUACAAUCCCAGAAGCUCAAUCCUUUCAGUGAAGAGUUUGAUUACGAGCUGGCCAUGUCCACCCGCCUACACAAAGGAGAUGAGGGCUAUGGCCGCCCCAAAGAAGGAACCAAAACUGCUGAAAGGGCCAAGCGUGCUGAGGAGCACAUCUACAGGGAAAUGAUGGACAUGUGCUUCAUUAUCUGCACAAUGGCUCGCCACAGACGAGAUGGCAAGAUCCAGGUUACUUUUGGAGAUCUCUUUGACAGAUACGUUCGUAUUUCAGAUAAAGUAGUGGGCAUUCUCAUGCGUGCCAGGAAACAUGGACUGGUAGACUUUGAAGGAGAGAUGCUAUGGCAAGGCCGAGAUGACCAUGUUGUGAUUACGCUACUCAAGUGAACCUUCAAAAACAAAAGCCAAAUUUGGCCCACUAUGGUCUUAAUGCUAAAUGCUCAUGUAGGUAAAAUGAAAAUGCAAACUCUCUGUAAUAAGUUAGUAAAUAUUAAACAAUUUUUACAUAAACGACUUUCUGGCAUUCUAUUUCUAUCUAGAAUGAGGAAUUUUGGAGAUUUUGAGAAGGCACAAAGCAUUUCAGAAAGCACAUAGAAUGUUAAUGUAUAAUAAUAGUAUUAAUAGUUGAAAUUCCACAGGGUGUUUUUGUUUUUGUUUUGAGACAGAUUCUCUUUAUGUCACCAAAGCUGGUCUUUUAACUCCUGGCCUCAAGUGAUCCUCUCACCUCAGCCUCCCAAGUAGCUGGGAUUAUAGGCAUGAGCAACAGCACCCAGCCACUUGUAUAUUUUAGGCAAAAUAUUUAGCUAGUCAUUGUAGAAACUACUAUAGAUUUUUAAUUAAACAUUACAUCUAAGAAGAAUGCUGACUUGAGAUAAAUAUCAGUAGAACAUAUAAUAAUGUGUCUUUAUUUGGAAAAAAGAAAAUACCAUUAAGUUUGGUAAAACUAAACUUAAAAUUUUUUCAGAAGCUUGACUUUGUAUUAUUGUUUAUAUCAUAGCAUCACUUACAAAACAAGCACAUAUAUAAAAAGUUGUCAAGAUGUUGCUGAAAUUGUUGAAGUUCCUCUGUGGGCUUGGAUUCUAACAGGUUUCCAGUAAGAGUUCACCUUCCUCUUGUUUGAUUUCAGCAAAUCACAUAAAAACAGACACUUCCUGUCUUAGUACCAACAAAGGAAGGCACACCCUCACUAAAAGUAGAGCAGAGGUGAGAGAUUCAGAUUUACUUGCCUUUGUAGGACUUCUUGGAGAAGUUUAUUGUUUCAUUACAUGUCAGCAUAUAACGAGUCAAGCUGCUUGCAUUAACAUCAAUGCAAUGAUAUGUAUUUCUCCAACAAUGGAGAAAUACAGAAAAUCUAUGAAGUGGAAUGUUCAGUAUUAGAAAAAUCCCAUAGAAUCAUUGGUGAAUUAAAAACAGAUUUGAGACAGUUUAAUGUUCCUCAUACUGUAACAAAGAAAACUUUAUGAAAUGUUUAAGUCAUAAAACUGCAAUAUUAGUUCUGCCAAAGUAAAAAAUAUACAAUGAUGAUGGCAAGGAGAAAAUCAUUGGACAUUAAUGUGCCUAUGUGAUCUUAAAAACAAAUGGAAUGGAAUGUGAGAUUGCAAUUCUUACUGGAUUCAAUGAAAUUACUAAAAUGCAUUGAUAGUAUAGCACUUUGGUGUUAAAUGUAAAAAUUAAUGUCUAAAUAUGAUACCUCAAAAUAAUAGGUAUUAGACUGCUAUAAGAAUUAUAUUUGUUUUCAUGUAUGAGUCUCUUUCAAACUGAAGGUUCUGGUAUCUUAAGAAAGUAUGCGUAUUUUGUUUCCAUACCGUAUUUAUAAAGCUAUAAGUUAAUGACCAAUAUUUCUAAGUAGGAUUUCAUGUAAGAUGCACACUUCUAUUACAAGUGAAACCUACGCCAAAUGUUAAAGACAAAUAGCAUAAGAAUAAAAGAUGUUUUCUUGUA
This is a messenger RNA of Homo sapiens (human), 2754 nucleotides long. RefSeq names its product actin binding Rho activating protein (gene ABRA). NCBI's taxonomy places the organism in Eukaryota, Metazoa, Chordata, Mammalia, Primates, Hominidae. Gene Ontology annotation, molecular function: actin binding. Gene Ontology annotation, cellular component: cytoskeleton; actin cytoskeleton; sarcomere. Gene Ontology annotation, biological process: actin cytoskeleton organization; positive regulation of Rho protein signal transduction. The record is from RefSeq and is marked validated. The transcript has 2 exons. The coding region runs from base 55 to 1200 and encodes 381 amino acids.